This is a messenger RNA of Cynoglossus semilaevis (tongue sole), 2816 nucleotides long. Its product is annotated as rab11 family-interacting protein 2-like. The transcript has 6 exons. Gene Ontology annotation, molecular function: small GTPase binding. Gene Ontology annotation, cellular component: intracellular membrane-bounded organelle. NCBI's taxonomy places the organism in Eukaryota, Metazoa, Chordata, Actinopteri, Pleuronectiformes, Cynoglossidae. Bases 30 to 2402 code for a protein of 790 amino acids. Gene Ontology annotation, biological process: regulated exocytosis. The record is from RefSeq and is a predicted model, not a curated record.
GCAGCAGCAGCAGCAGCAGUGACAGCAGCAUGGCCUUCAUGGAUCAGCAGUGGUCUCCGACCAGUGUCCAGGUGACGGUUCUCCAGGCCAGAGGCCUGAGGACGAAGGGCAAGAGCGGCACCAACGACGCCUACGCGGUGAUGCAGGUGGGGAAGGAGAAGUUCCAGACCUCCGUGGUGGAGAAGAGCGUGGCUCCUGUUUGGAAGGAGGAGGCCACCUUCGACCUGCCGCCGGCAGGAGCAGCAGGAGGAAGAGGAGGAGGAGGAGGAGGAGGAGGGAAAGACCGCCGCACGCUGCACGUCCACGUCCUGCACCGGGCUCUGGUUGGUCCGGACAAACUGCUGGGACAAGCCGAGGUGGAUCUGCCGCUGCUCAGUGAGGACAGGACACGAGACAAGACCGAGUGGUUCAAACUACUGGACAAAAGUGGUAAGGCGGACAAAGACCGGGGCGAGGUUCUGCUGGACGUCCAGUUCCUGAGGAACAACAUGACGGCUAGCAUGUUCGACCUGUCGGCCGCCGGGAAGUCCCGCUCUCGUCUGAGCAAGUUCAAGGACAAAGUCCGCGGCAAGAAAAAGGAGUCGGACACCUCGUCGGACAUCGUGCCGUCAUUCACUCAGGUUCUGACGGACAGCGAGGAGGAGGGGGAGGAGGGGGGAGGGGAGGAAGGAGCUGCAGGGAAGGAGGAGAAGAAGAAGAAACAUAAAAUAAAGUCUUUGUUUUCGCACAAGUCCAACCUGCAGAAGAACCUGUCUCAGUCCAUGUCCGUCCUGCCGUCGAAGACGUCGUCGCUGAGCAGAAGCCAAUCGUCCGGGCUCAACGUGGACUUCUCUGAAGGAAAAAAGAAGUUUAAGUUCAAAAUCCACAAACGCAGCGGCAGCUCUGACAGCAAACACAGCGGCGGCGGCGGUGGCGGCGGCGGCGACGGCGACCAGAGCAACCUGUGCAUCAACGGGAGUCACGUCUACUGCGAGGAGCCGCCAACGCGGUCGUCACGCAUCGGGUCAAACUUCAGUCUGACCAGCUCUGGACACGGGUCCAUGGAAGACGUCCCCGAGAGUUCACCGACGUCUGUGGAGUCACUGCAGAGAUCCAGACAGUAUUCACCCUGGACGGAGGAAGAGGAGGAGGAGGAGGAGGGGACUAAAGAGGACAAGAGUGAAAAAGAGGAGGAAACAGUCAGGAGGCGAGAAGAGGAGAUGAAGGUUAGGAUUGAGGAGGAAAGAAGGAAACAAGAAGAAGAGGAGAAGGUUAGGAUGGAGGAGGCAAGAAGGAGACAAGAAGAUAUCGAGAAGGUUAGGAUGGAGGAGGUAAGAAGGAGACAAGACGAGGAGGAGAAGGUUAGGAUGGAGGAGGCAAGAAGGAGACAAGAAGAAGAGGAGAGGGUUAGGAUGGAGGAGGUAAGAAGGAGACAAGAAGAUGUCGAGAAGGUUAGGAUGGAGGAGGUAAGAAGGAGACAAGAAGAAGAGGAGGAGGUUAGGAUGGAGGAGGCAAGAAGGAGACAAGAAGAGGAGGACGAGAGGGGUAGGAUGGAGGAGGAAAGAAGGAGACAAGAAGAGGAGGACAAGAGGGUUAGGAUGGAGGAGGUAAGAAGGAGACAAGAAGAUGUCGAGAAGGUUAGGAUGGAGGAGGUAAGAAGGAGACAAGACGAGGAGGAGAAGGUUAGGAUGGAGGAGGCAAGAAGGAGACAAGAAGAGGAGGACGAGAGGGUUAGGAUGGAGGAGACGAUGAGGCGACAGGAGGAAGAGAAGGUCAGAAAAGAAAAGAUGGAAUAUGAACAAAUGUUAAACGAAAAAAGGAGACAAGAAGAGGAGGAGAGGAUGAGGAGGGAGGAGGAAGAAAAUAAAAGACUGGCAGAAGAGAAAAGAAGACGAGACGACCAAGAAAACCAAUGGUUGAUAAAAGAAGAGAGAAAAGAGGAAGUAGAAAAGACGACGAUGCCAUCUACUGGAGAGACGGAGGAAAAGACGCUGAAGAAGAAGAAGAGUUCGACCGUCGCGUCUAAAAAUCCAUUCGAUGAACGUGUUUCAAACGUUGUCUCUGAAGAAGAAGUCGACAAGAACAACAGGAACGUGUCGACGGUCCAACAACGGCUGCAGCCAGUACGACCACUGGAGCAGUCCGUCCCUUCUCCUCCGAGCGGUAAAACCGUCCCCGGCCCAGCGCCCCCCGGUGGAGUUCAUGAGAAAACAAAGGUAAAAGCCUCAGAGAACAAAGGGCCGUAUUCGCAGCUCACUCGUGAAGAACUGGUGUCUCUCAUGAUGAAGCAGGAGACGCAGCUGUCGGACAGAGACAGGAAGAUAUCAGAGCUGGAGGACUACAUCGAUAAACUGCUGGUGCGCGUCAUGGAGGAGAAGCCGAGUAUCCUGAUGUCCCUGAACUCCCUCACCAAGGCUGUGUAGACUGAGUUCACCUCCUGUGCUCCACUGACGCUGCCUUCACCUUAUUAUUGUUGUUGUUACUAAAUGGUCCUGAUGAGAAACAAAACAUAUUCAAUUUUUUUCCUGACUUACUAACAAUCCUGAUGCUGUGUCUGACUCUAAUCAUUAUAAACGUUGUUUACAUCGCUGACUUGAUUUUUUUUUUUUUUCCUGUAAAGACAAUCAGUCUGUUUCCUACCUUCAGUGUUGACCUGCUGUUACCUUGUAGUCUGUACUUGGCUGAAAUGAGAUUUCCACUGAUCUUAACCAAACAGCAAACGCACUUUAAGCUUCUGAUAAAAAUGUUUCAUAUGCACUGAAUUUUUCUACUGUAAUCAGGUGAUGUUUUAUGGCAUGAAGGGAAAAAAUAUAUAUAAAUAAAGUCUAUAAAAUAAA